AACCGUCAGUCCGUUGUCCGCAACCGUCGUGUUCUGAUUGUUUCACGAGAGUGCAACCAUUCCAAAUUGGCUGCAUGUUGCAUUUACUGUCGAAUCUAAGCAAAAAAUAAAUUGGUGUCAAUGUUAAUAGUCAAACCAGACUCAACGCUCAAGUUUCUGCCAUCCGUGAGGCUCAUCAACAACUUGAACAUCCGCAAGGGUAGCCGCACGGGAAACUCCGGCAAUCAUCUUGAGUUCCAGGUGCUCACACAGAUCCAGUACGUGCCCUGAUAGAGUAACGAGCCGAAACCGAAAGCUUCACAAUGCAGGAC
Messenger RNA from Anopheles cruzii, 311 nucleotides. RefSeq lists its product as uncharacterized. The record is from RefSeq and is a predicted model, not a curated record. NCBI's taxonomy places the organism in Eukaryota, Metazoa, Arthropoda, Insecta, Diptera, Culicidae. The coding region runs from base 121 to 270 and encodes 49 amino acids. The transcript has 2 exons.